Molecule: messenger RNA, 1596 nt
Organism: Didymosphaeria variabile
Lineage: Eukaryota; Fungi; Ascomycota; Dothideomycetes; Pleosporales; Didymosphaeriaceae
Exons: 2
Coding region: 1-1596 (531 amino acids)
Biological process (GO): rRNA methylation; box C/D sno(s)RNA 3'-end processing
Cellular component (GO): small-subunit processome; box C/D methylation guide snoRNP complex
Molecular function (GO): rRNA methyltransferase activity; RNA binding; histone H2AQ104 methyltransferase activity
Source: RefSeq, a predicted model, not a curated record
AUGCUUGCGACCUCGACGCGGCCUGCGCCCAAUGCAGGUCGCAACGGCAACGGAAAAGCUGCCUACCACACCGUGACCGCGCUGAAACGAUGGUCAUGCGAUGACAACGACUUGCCUGCUAUGACUGAUAUCAAGUCCAUCCACAUCUACGACUUCGAUAACACGCUGUUCGCAAGUCCACUGCCUAAUAAGCAGAUCUGGAAUGGCCCUACCGUGGGCCAACUCGCAUCACCCGAUGUGUUCAUAAAUGGGGGUUGGUGGCACGACUCAAGUAUACUGGCAGCGACCGGUGAAGGCGUCGAGAAAGAGGAGGCACGCGCCUGGAAGGGCUGGUGGAACGAGAACAUAGUACAGCUCGUGGAGCUUUCUAUGCAACAAAAAGACGCGCUGAGCGUACUCCUUACCGGCCGCUCGGAACAUGGCUUCUCCGAGCUGAUCAAGCGCAUUGUACGAAGCAGGAGUCUGAAGUUCGACAUGGUUUGCCUCAAACCGAGCGUGGGGCCUGCUGGUCAGAAAUUCACAUCGACUAUGAAUUUCAAGCAAGAGCUGCUGAAGGAGAUCGUGUACACAUACAAGGAAGCAGACGAUAUUCGGAUAUACGAGGACCGCGUCAAGCACACUAAAGGUUUCCGCGAUUUCUUCUUCCAGUUCAACAAGGAUUUGAUGAGCGGACAACUCCCUACUUCACGAAAGGCUAUCGUGGCGGAAGUUGUGCAGGUGGAGGAGAAUGCCACUCAGCUCGACCCAGUCACGGAAAUCGCAGAGAUCCAGCGCAUCAUCAACUCUCACAAUCUGCAGGUCAGGGCCGGCACCACACCACCCGGAAUGCCGCCUUAUCAAAUCAAGAAAACCGUGUUCUACACUGGCUACAUGAUAGCAAAGGAUAUGAGCGACAAAUUGGCUUCUUUAGUGAAGCUGCCCCAGGGCACUCCAGAAGGUGACGUUCGAUACCUUGCGAAUAGCAUUCUCAUCACACCAAAACCCGCUCCGAAGAGCAUUCUCGACAAGGUGGGAGGCAUUGGUAACAAGGUAGUCUGGAAAGUAACGGGCAUUUCAAGCUUCGAGAACAAGCUUUGGGCAGCGCGCGUGGAGCCCAUCCCCAAGGCUACGAAAUUCUAUUCCGAGAACCCUAGCCCCACCGUGGUCCUCGCCAUUAGGAAAGGCGGACGGCCAGCGGACGCGGCCCGGAUUCAGAACUGGCACCCUGUGGCCGAGGAGGAAGCGCACAUCUUCGAGAGCGUCGUUGGCGAGAAGGUGGUACUGCGGAUUGAAGAGGAGCAUGCGAACGAGAGUCAGUACGAGAGCUACUUCCCCAACAGAGGAUACAAUAAGCGAGCGCACUCUGAAGACGGAAACGGCCGAGCUCAGCAGCAACGGCCCAAAGGCCCCGGAGGCUACCGGGGAGGUAACCGCGAUCGCGGACACGGUGGGUAUAGGAACCCUUCGUAUGGCGCGAGAGGUCGAGGCGGCGGUGGCUUUCGUGGUGAUCGCGGCGGGCGAGGUCGUGGCCGGGGCGCUCCUUCGUCGAGCUAUCGGAGUCUUGACGAUGUUGACAGGAAUGGUCCGGGCCAAGCCGGCCCCGAUUCGUAUUACUGA